AUUCACUCGAGCCAUUAGAAGCCCCCAAAGCCCAAGUAAACCACGCAAUUUGAUUUCAACCCUUAUGACAAACGCAGAAUAACUAAAAACCCGAAGAUUAGGAAGAAGAAGCAAAGAGACAGAAAAGAAGAGAGAAGAAGACCUCGAUUAGGCUUGGCACCACCGCCACCACACCAGAUUGAGAUGGGGAAAAAUUGAAGAAGCAAAGGAGUGAGAGGAAGAGGCAGACCCGCUGUGGCUUCUCUCCGGCGCACGCUGCCGCUGCUCGUCGGCGCUCUCUGCCGAUGCACGUCGUUGCUCGCUGCAGUUGCUCGCCACCACUUGUCGUUGAAGCCCAGCUCGCUGUUGCGCAAAGAUGCGGAAUGGUCAUGAACGUGAGACAGAGGUUAGAGGGGGAGCAGAAGCAGAAGUUGGAGUGUUUGGGUAAAUCUGCAGAAGUGAUUCUGGUGCUCUAAUUUACUCCUAGAAUCAGUUUUUUUAGAAGUUGGGGUGACCAGCUUCUGAAAACUGAUUCUGAUUCUGCUUCUGAUUUUUAAAUCAGAAUUGCAAACUCAAUUUGGAUGGGAUGCAUUAUCUAAAAAGGCGGGCCCUAAAAGCACACGAGAGAUUCAUAGCCGGUAGCGCCACCAGGCCAAGGAUGAUGCCAUCCUCACUCCCUCUCCCAUCUUCCUCCCUCCACCGCGCCACUCCACCGCACUACCGUCACACAGUCACUCUCAGCUCCAAUCGGCGGAGCCAUUCCCGUUAUCUAACCGUAAAAGUCUCGCUGGACAAACCACCGCCCCCCUCAAAGACUAGCUCAUGGGUGAGUCCGGACUGGCUAACGGGUCUGACCAGAUCGCUCACGGCAGACCGGAAUGACGAUUCGAAUAUACCGACUGCGAGGGCAAAGCUGGAUGACGUGUCUGACCUUCUGGGCGGAGCUCUGUUUCUCCCACUCUUGAAGUGGAUGAAUGAGUACGGACACAUCUACCGCCUCGCAGCUGGCCCUAGAAACUUUGUGGUGGUUAGUGAUCCAUCCAUUGCGAAGCAUGUCUUGAGAAAUUACGGGAAGUAUGGGAAGGGGCUUGUUGCUGAGGUGUCUGAGUUCUUGUUUGGGUCUGGCUUUGCCAUUGCUGAAGGGCCCCUUUGGACGGCAAGACGAAGGGCUGUGGUUCCAUCACUCCACAAGAAGUAUUUGUCUGUAAUGGUUGAGAGGGUGUUUUGCAGAUGUGCUGAAAGAUUGGUGGAGAAACUCACACCUUAUGCUCACAAUGGCUCUCCAGUAAACAUGGAGGAGAAGUUUUCUCAACUAACCCUCGAUGUAAUUGGGCUGUCUGUUUUUAAUUACAGCUUUGAUUCCCUUGAGACUAAUAGCCCAGUGAUCGGUGCGGUUUACACUGCUUUGAAAGAAGCAGAGUUGAGAUCAACUGAUCUCUUACCAUAUUGGAAGAUCAAAGCUUUGUGUAAACUGGUCCCGCGACAAGUAAAGGCAGAGAGGGCAGUUAUGCUAAUCAGACAAACAGUUGAAGAGCUCAUUGCAGAAUGUAAAGAGAUGGUGGAAAGCGAGGGUGAGAGUAUAUGUGAAGAUGAGUAUGUGAAUGAGACCGACCCAAGCGUCCUAAGAUUUUUACUUGCUAGCCGGGAAGAGGUUUCAAGUGCACAACUUCGUGAUGACCUUUUAUCUAUGCUUGUUGCGGGGCAUGAAACCACUGCUUCCGUAUUGACUUGGACAUCAUACCUCCUAAGUAAGGACCCUUCCUCUUUGAGAAAAGCACAAGAAGAAGUCACCCAAGUUUUAGGGGGAAGAAAUCCUACCUAUGAAGAUAUAAAAAAUCUCAAGUUCUUGACACGGUGCAUAUUGGAGUCUAUUCGCCUGUAUCCUCAUCCUCCUGUAUUGCUACGGAGAGCUCAAGUAGCUGAUGUUUUGCCUGGGAAUUAUAAAGUGAAUGCUGGUCAAGAUAUAAUGAUUUCAGUAUAUAAUAUUCAUCAUUCUACAAUGGUCUGGGAAAGAGCAGAAGAUUUUCUUCCAGAAAGGUUUGGCAUAGAAGAUCCCAUGCCUAAUGAGACAAAUACUGACUUUAGAUUCAUCCCUUUCAGCGGAGGGCCUCGUAAAUGUGUUGGUGAUCAGUUUGCCUUGCUAGAAGCUAUUGUGUCUAUGGCAAUAUUUUUGCAGAACAUGAGCUUUGAGUUGAUUCCAGAUCAAAAUAUUAGCAUGACAACAGGAGCGACCAUUCACACUACUGAUGGUUUGUACAUGAAAGUGAAACAAAUACGGAAACGGUCUGCAUUGACAUGAAUCUUGAUCUGGUAAUUAAGUCAUCAAGUGGCAUUUAUAUCUUUACGUUUGUAAUCAUAGGACACUCUGCUCGGCAAAUCUGUGCCAUUAGAUCAGCAUAUGCCUAUAACUCUAGUGAUGGAUGAUUUUCUUGCUCUUUUGCUCAAGCUAUAUGUACGGUCUAGAUGGUUGGAGUCUCUGAUCCAUGAGUUGUCCUUUGCCAAGGAGAGAAUAUGGAUUUCAAGGGGAAGAGUUUAAAUUGUGACUUUAUUGCAAGUACAAAAUCAUUAUUUGUGACUAUGUACAUGUGGUCACGUGGAUGUCUGUCUACUGUCUAUGCUAGUGUCCAUACUCUAGUUACAGUAAAUUUUAUUUAAAUCUCUAAUUUGUUAAGAAAAAAAGAAUGACUGAAUGACACUCCAAUCUCUAAGGGUC
Molecule: messenger RNA, 2692 nt
Organism: Cuscuta europaea
Lineage: Eukaryota; Viridiplantae; Streptophyta; Magnoliopsida; Solanales; Convolvulaceae
Source: the annotation of a GenBank genome assembly